AUGCCUCCCGGCGACGUUUCACUGCCGGACAGCCUCGUGCCGGGCAACGGGGCUGUCCGCCCGUCCCUGAACACCAGUGGCUACGGCGGUAGCAAUGGAGGAAGCUUUCAGACGCAAACGCCCACGUCUCCUGCUGACAGUACUGUUCCCUUCGACUCCCCUCGCACACGGCCAUGGAACGCGUCCUCUACUGGACCGGAUUCCGGUCAAAGCCCGGUAGAUGGUCGCCCUAUCCGACGUCUAGACUCGAAUCCCGUUGACGCCAGAGACCCGACGACGCCUCAAGAUCGGACUAAUCACUGGGAAAAUUCAGGGCCGCUUGAAAGACCCCGACCGAAUGGCCGACCGCACGCCAAGUCCCCUGGAAGCUCAUCAAGGAUUUGCAAAAAGUGCAAUGAACCCCUCACCGGCCAGUUCGUUCGAGCACUGAUGGCGACAUAUCAUCUCGAGUGCUUUAAGUGUGAGGACUGUGGGCAAAUAGUAGCAUCCAAGUUCUUCCCCGUCGAUGCAGAAGAUGGAAGCGGGCAAUAUCCAUUAUGUGAAAUUGAUUACUUCCGAAGGCUAGACCUUUUAUGUCACGAUUGUGGUGGUGCGCUGCGAGGAUCCUAUAUCACCGCACUGGACCGCAAGUACCACAUUGAGCAUUUUACCUGCUCGGUCUGUCCAACAGUUUUUGGCGCACAGGACUCUUACUAUGAGCACGAGGGCAAAGUAUAUUGUCAUUACCACUACUCUACGCAGUUCGCCCAACGGUGCCACGGCUGUCACACUGCAAUUUUGAAGCAGUUCGUGGAGAUUUUCCGCAACGGACAGAACCAACAUUGGCAUCCUGAAUGUUACAUGAUCCAUAAAUUUUGGAAUGUUCGCCUUGCUCCGACCGGCCAGCCUCUGGAAUAUCCUCAGAUGAAAGAGGAUGCUAGCGACGAGGAGCGGAACCAGAUUCGCGAAGAAGAAGACUUGAUGGAGGAAAAGGUGUACAAAAUCUGGAGCACUCUCUCCACCUUCGAGGAGUCGUCUGCUGCCUGCAUCUCAGAUAUGCUAUUGCAUGUCAGUAACGGCGCGUACCUAGAUGGGGUUCUUGUCGCGAAGCGGUUUAUCGGCCACGUAGAAAUCCUUUUCUCCGCUGUUGAUGAACUCGCCGUAUCCAUCAAAGCCCAAGGAAUGAAGGACCUCGCCUUCGGUCGUGAGGCGAAACUUCUCUGCAAAAAGAUCGUCGCAUUUUUUGCACUGCUGUCCAAAACUCAGGAAACCGGCGUCAAGAAACUCGGCGUUACCCAAGAACUUUUAUCGCUUGUUACCGGUCUUGCUCACUACCUCAAACUUCUCAUCCGCAUUGGAUUGCAAGGCGCUCUGAAGCUAGAGAGAGAACAGCAAAGCCCUGAAGGCCUCCACAGCCUCCUAGACCGUCUUGGAGAUCUUGAGUCACUACGGCCGCUCGAGGAGGAGGAAACGCCGGCAGAUCUGUUGGUCGGUGUAGACACGUUGGCCGAUCAGCUCUCCGAUUGCUGCGCAGCGUGUAAGGAGCCUAUUGAUGAUGAGUGCGUCAUGCUCGGUGACAAUAGAUGGCACAUAAAGCCUCCGCAUUUUCUCUGCUCGUCGUGCCAGACAGACCUGACAACAAAUCUUCAGGAUGCUUUUUUGAGCCCCAAGGACAAGCAGAUUUUAUGUUCUAGUUGUGUCACUCACAAAGGUAUUGUGAACAACACGCAGAAGGGCUUUAUACGCGUCACAAAACUCCAACAAUUUGUCUUUCUACUUAGAGUAGCUCUGGCACGGCUUCUUGCUGUUUUACGAGCUGGAGGAACCCUUUUCCCACCAGAAACUGACAUGCCGUCUUCGUUUGUAGAAGACUCUGUUGUACAGUCUGACGGUAAUCAAAUACCUCCUGGUGGCGAGUUGCGCCGCAGAAAAGAUGGAGACGGGUCUUCUCUCGAGCAGACAGUCGGUGAGAUGCGACGCUUACGGUCAAUCCGGAAUGAGCGCACACUUUCCACAACGUACAAGAAGGCUAGAGCGUCGAGGAUUAUUGACGGGCCUGAAGGAAGGAGCGUCAGACCUGGUUCCUCAGGCGGCGAAGGCUCGGACUCUAGGGGACCUGGCUUCCAAAUUGUGGAGGAAAAGGACGCCAAUGGAGAACCUGUUACUGAGCUAGCAUUUGGCAAUCAAGAUGCCUUGACGUUGGAUGACAUUCCUCGAAUUGUCGCAGCAGAGCAAGCCAAAGAGCAGCGCCCGAACGCUUACAGACAUGCUGGCACCAAGCUCGUGGGCACGACUGAACCUCUUCCCAGGUACAACCAGGGACAUCAGCGCGGUGUUUCUAAUGCUGGUAUCGAACAACCUUACCCUGCGCCGACUGGGAGGGGCAAACGGUACUUUUCCGAACUCUCUGCCCUGGAAUACUUUAUUGUAAGACAUGUUGCUGUGUUGUCUAUGGAGCCCUUGCUGGAAGGUGCUUUCACUCUGGAGGAACUCCUUUCAUUGAUUGAAUCGCGGAAACCAACGAUAUGGGGUAUCUUCGGCAGAGCUUUUACCAAGGAUGCCAAAAAGGGUGGAAAGAAGAAGGGCGUCUUUGGCGUUAGCCUUGACUACCUUGUUGAAAAGGAAGGCACCGAGUCUACCCAUGGCGUCGGCCCGGGGGCUCUUCGUAUUCCGGCUCUUGUUGAUGAUUCUGUGUCUGCCAUGCGCCAAAUGGACAUGUCUGUUGAAGGUGUCUUCCGGAAAAACGGCAACAUUAGACGACUGAAAGACAUCUCGGAGAUGAUCGACACCAAGUACGAGCAAGUGGAUUUGACAAAGGAGAACCCAGUUCAGAUUGCUGCUCUUCUCAAGAAAUUCCUCCGCGAAAUGCCCGAUCCACUUCUAACAUUUAAGUUGCACCGUUUGUUUGUUGCAUCUCAAAAAAUCCCUGAUUUGGAAAAACAGAAGCGGGUGCUUCAUCUCACAUGUUGCUUGCUUCCUAAAGCUCAUCGUGACACAAUGGAAGUCUUGUUCGCUUUUCUCAAUUGGACAUCAUCCUUCUCCCAUGUCGAUGAAGAGACUGGCAGCAAGAUGGACAUCCAUAAUCUCGCAACCGUUAUGACUCCUAACAUUCUCUAUCCCAAUACGAAGACAAGCGCUGUGGAUGAAAGCUUCCUCGCAAUCGAAGCUGUCAACGCGCUCAUUACGUACAAUGACACCAUGUGUGAGAUUCCGGAAGACCUUCAAUCUGUUCUCAGCGACAGCCACCUCUUCAAGGAGAACUCGGAAGUCACGACCAAAGAUAUCCUGAAAAGAUAUGGUGACAUUGCAAGGGGUGGCUUCUCUCAGAAAGCAAGCAAUGGCGGUGAAACAUUCACUAUAACUAAUCAAAGCCGUGGAGCCAACGUCCCUACUUCUGCCCGGAUUGAGACAGACCCGUACCAGGAUACGGCAUCUCAGAUGCAAAGUUCGGUUCGACAUGUGCCUGGACCGGGUGGAAACUCGCAUCCAAGUGGUGCCAUCGCACCCAACAAAGAUCUCGAUAAACGCACCCGCAGCACUAGCACAGGCAGUCAAUCCGAAGGCCAGCCCCAGCAGGUACCUUACAGAGCUCGUCCAAACCCAGGACCUAUGGGCGUUGCUGGUUAA
Messenger RNA from Aspergillus nidulans FGSC A4, 3606 nucleotides. Its product is annotated as GTPase-activating protein LRG1. The transcript is spliced from 6 exons. The record is from RefSeq and is a predicted model, not a curated record. The coding region runs from base 1 to 3606 and encodes 1201 amino acids. Gene Ontology annotation, molecular function: GTPase regulator activity; GTPase activator activity. Lineage: Eukaryota; Fungi; Ascomycota; Eurotiomycetes; Eurotiales; Aspergillaceae. Gene Ontology annotation, cellular component: cell cortex of cell tip; nucleus; division septum. Gene Ontology annotation, biological process: regulation of cell wall organization or biogenesis; regulation of actin cytoskeleton organization; signal transduction.